This is a messenger RNA of Gigantopelta aegis, 573 nucleotides long. RefSeq names its product probable calcium-binding protein CML10. NCBI's taxonomy places the organism in Eukaryota, Metazoa, Mollusca, Gastropoda, Neomphalida, Peltospiridae. The transcript has 7 exons. Gene Ontology annotation, molecular function: calcium ion binding. The coding region runs from base 34 to 441 and encodes 135 amino acids. The record is from RefSeq and is a predicted model, not a curated record.
ACUUAUCUGAUUACUAUACCGUCUUCCACCGUAAUGAAGUUCGUCAUUUUCCUCGCCUCCGUGGCUUUGACCCUGGCGGCUAACACCAGUCACCAGGUAAACCACAUGUUCACCCUUGUGGACGCUAACCGAGAUGGCAUCUUCUCCAAGGCAGAGCUUGGUCACGUCUAUCAAAACUUCGACCUGAAUGGCGACCACCGAGUGACAAUGACGGAGUUCUACCGAGCGUUCUGCCACGCCGACCACCGCCUGUGUAUUGUAGCUGGAGACCUGUUCAAGGAUUUGGACGCCGACCACACCCUCAUGAUCCUGGAGUCCAGUCUCGACCACCUCUAUGAUCUGUUUGACGCAGACGGAAACGACGAAGUAACGAAAUCAGAGUUCCACACGUUCAUGGUGAAGGAACUGGACAAGCUGAAGGCAGCGCACAACCUGAACUAAACAAAUCCCAAAGGAUCUUGGUUGUAAAAACAGAUCAGAAUAGACUAUUCAUCAGAUCCGGUGUACACAUAUUGCAUCCGAAUAAUGUAUUGAUUAUUUUCAAUAAAAAAACAAAUAAAAACUUAUUUUUUA